AUGAGAGUCACUCUUUUCCAUGGCCUGCUGGCAGCCACUAUACCUUCGUUUUCCGCGGCUCUUACACCGCUUGUUGCGCACCACGUGCGGAGUGUUGAUGUUGCGGAGAGGAGACAUCUUGAUAUGACUGAGUUUCCGUAUGUUAAGGGCAGGGCGACGGAAAUUGGAAAUUUUGAUCUAGCCGAGACUUUUGAAAAGGAUAAAGUUUUGGUCAAACUGGCAACUGGAGCAGCACAAGGAGCAGCCAGUGAGCAGUUAUCUUUGACCGCGACCUGUGUCUCUUGCUUCACCACUGGCACUGCAGUUGUCACCACCGAUGGAUUAGAGAAGAACGAUGAUAUUCUUGGAAAUAUCGUCGAUUUUAUCAAAAACCCGGAUCCUACAGAUCUGAUUGUUGAAGCUCUAGACUUGGCGAUAGAAGUCAAGUUAGACAAUCUGGGUGGUCAUUUUGAAUUCAAUAUUGCCUUCGCUGCAGAAGGCACUUUUACGAUUCCGCUCUUCACACCGGUAACGCCGUUGGGACUUCAGUCUCUUGAUGGCGACAACAAGAUAGGGUUGAUUUUCACCAUCGAGCUGAUACUCACGGUAGAUGGUGCUGUUGAUUUCACGUCCGGUUUCGAUCUUUCCUUCCCAGAUGGCGCAAGUUUCAUUCUUAACGCCGUCACUGGCGAGCUGAUAUCCAUGAAUAUUGCAGGAGCUGAAGUCACCGCCAUUCCAAUCACUUUCAGAAAAGGAAAUGCUUGUGUGACAGCCAUUCUUCGCAUCAAAUUCGAAGCCGCUCUCGCCCUCGACGUUUUCGGUCAAGGCUUCGACUUCGGAGCCGGUGUAUUCUUCGAUCCUCUCCAAUACCAAGCUUGUAUCACGCUCGACCCAGCAGCAACCUGCCCCUUGGAAUUCACACAAAACAUAUUCGCAGAAAUCGGAGCAUUUUCAAAUGCAAACGUAGACAUCGGUGCUGUUAAUGUCGAUUUUGGAGCCCCAAGUGUCGUGACAACUUUCUUCACGGGCGAAUUGCCAGGGACAUGUCUGUCGACUGCGCUUUCGGCUGAUGCCACUGCUACGAAUGUCGUCGCGAAUGCUACAUCGACGGCUGAUGCGAAGGUAUAUUACACUGCUCACCUCGAGGCUCCUAAGACAUCUGCGAGCGGCGCUGGAGGGAUGUAUCCCACAGGUGCGGUAGGAUAUAAUGCGACGAACCCAACAGCUGCACCGAAACACAAGACCGUAUCAAUGGGGAAAGCGACCACCAUUGCAAUGCUCCCUCCAAAAAACACUACAUCCAUGGCCCAUCCAGCAAAAGCCACAAGUACCCUCAAAGCCAUGCUCCACGAGAAGAAAGACCACAUCAUCUCACCCUCCCCAACGCCCACCCUUUCGCACCUCACUAACACCACGACCGACGAGCUAAUAACCCGGACAAUAUGGCGCACCGAAACUAUCACAAUCACCUCCUGCGCAUCAGCCUACACAAUCUGCCCCUCUCACCUCGCCACACCCGUCUUUGAAGUAAUAACACAAUCCUACGUUACAAUUUGUCCCGCAGCUCAAUCGUCCUUUCCACUCACUCAGCCUGUUGCUUCAACUAUGGUUCAAGAACUCAUUGAAGCACACCCACUCACGGAAGCUCUUAUUUCAGCACACAUGACUGUUGAUUCGCCUAUGCCGACGGCGAUACUCAAUGAGCACUCCACGUCCGUGAUUAGUUAUGUGGUUCCGACGGAGAUUAUGACGGCGGAAGUGAUAGAGAGUAAGAGUAGUAGUGUGAUUGAGAGUACCCUUGCUGUAAUGAGCACGAUGGAUGUGACGAGCAUUUCUGUGGCGACUGGGACGCCGAUUUUGCCUGUCAGGAAUUCGACGGGGGUGAGUCCGGUGAUUGCGAAUGACGGGGGUAGGAGGAGUGUUGGGAUGGUUGGUCUGUUGGUUGUUGGUGCUGUUGUGGGGUUGGUUUUGUAA
This is a messenger RNA of Glarea lozoyensis ATCC 20868, 1953 nucleotides long. RefSeq lists its product as uncharacterized. The coding region runs from base 1 to 1953 and encodes 650 amino acids. The transcript is spliced from 4 exons. The record is from RefSeq and is a predicted model, not a curated record. NCBI's taxonomy places the organism in Eukaryota, Fungi, Ascomycota, Leotiomycetes, Helotiales, Helotiaceae.